CCACCAUGUCUACCACAGAGACCGCGCCCGUCCCCACACAACCCACCACGGAUGGCACCACCACCGACGACACGACGCUCCUCGUCGCAGAGAACAAGGCCGAAGAAGAGCCCCAGAGCCCGCUGACCCAGAAGUUCACAGCGAGCGAAUGGGCAGCCCUCAAGGAGUUCCGCACGCACCUCCCCGAGAUAUUCGCGAGCGCGUACGACGCCAACCCGGACGCAAAGACGACGCCGGUCACCAUCUGGGGCGCCACGCUCGACCCCAGCGGCAAGCCCGACGCGCGCGCGAGCGUCGUCCUCAUGAAAUGGCUCCGUGCGAGGAACCUGAACGUCGCCGAGGCGAAGACGAUGAUGGUCGCGACCCUCCGCUGGCGCGACGAGUUCAACGUCGAGGAGGCCGUCCGGGAGACGUUCCCCGCGGACGUGUUUGGGAAGCUCGGCUAUAUCUACGGGAAGGACAAGCAGGGCAGACCCGUCACGUACAACUUUUACGGCGCGAACAAGGACCUGGACGCCGUGUUCGGCGACGUGCAGCGCUUCCUCCGGUGGCGCAUCGCGCUCAUGGAGCGCGGCAUCGCACUCAUGGACCUCGAGACCGUCGACCAGAUGGUACAAGUGCACGACUACGAGGGCGUCGGCUGGAACAGCCGCACCGCGAACUCCAAAGCCGCAGCCGCCGAAGCCAGCAGCAUAUUCCAGAACCACUACCCCGAGUUCCUCGCCCACAAGUUCUUCGUGAACGUCCCCGGCUUCCUCACGUGGAUCUUCUGGCUCUUCAAGCCCCUGCUCUCCGCCGCGACCCUCGCGAAGAUGAAGGUCGCCGGGAGCGGCGCGCACGCCAUCGGCAAGGAGCUCCGCCCGCUCAUCGCCGACGACCAGCUCCCGCCGCGCUACGGCGGCGCCGCGCCCGACGCCCCGUUCUGAUCGCGCGCACUCUGCGGCCCUCGUGCCCCCGUGCCCCCGUGCCCGUGUAUCUUUGCAUCUUCGUGUCUCUGUGUUUUUACGUCCGCCGUUGCUGUGCGCUACCCCUAGUUUCUUUUGCCGCAUCAUGAUCUUUCGUUGCACUUUUUUUUGGUCUGCCCUGUUGGUUUUUGAUGCCCCCGCAGCACGUCACCUGCUCUCCACAUACGUACUAACCCCUCACAUCCUUCUCUCCACGAUCGAUCGCGGCCGGCUCGGCGCAGCGCGGCGCUCGCAUCGCAGCCCAGCCAAAGCGUUCACGCCAACAGCUAUCAGAAUCGCUCUCCUUCGCUUCAUCCAUGUCCGCCGCAGUCUUAGUUUUACGCGCCCCCUCGAUGUCCGCCCGCCGUUCGCAUGUAUACGUUUGCACGCUCCUCACCGGAACGACCGUCGUGUGUCCCCCUGCUAUGUAGUUGCGUUGCGAGAUG
Messenger RNA from Heterobasidion irregulare TC 32-1, 1390 nucleotides. Its product is annotated as phosphatidylinositol transfer protein. Gene Ontology annotation, molecular function: phosphatidylinositol transfer activity. The record is from RefSeq and is a predicted model, not a curated record. Gene Ontology annotation, cellular component: plasma membrane; cortical endoplasmic reticulum; cytosol. The transcript is spliced from 7 exons. NCBI's taxonomy places the organism in Eukaryota, Fungi, Basidiomycota, Agaricomycetes, Russulales, Bondarzewiaceae. Bases 6 to 926 code for a protein of 306 amino acids. Gene Ontology annotation, biological process: regulation of exocytosis; Golgi to plasma membrane protein transport.